Messenger RNA from Diachasma alloeum, 435 nucleotides. RefSeq names its product zinc finger CCCH domain-containing protein 4-like. The record is from RefSeq and is a predicted model, not a curated record. Lineage: Eukaryota; Metazoa; Arthropoda; Insecta; Hymenoptera; Braconidae. The transcript is spliced from 3 exons. The coding region runs from base 1 to 435 and encodes 144 amino acids.
AUGGCUGACGAACACCAGCAGGACCAGCCAGGAGAAGGGGGAGAGAAUGACGCCAAUGUCGAGCCAGCCGUCCUCAACCCCGCACUUGUGGCAGCCAUGGAGGACUGGCUUCGACGAAAUCAGCGCAAUUUUGGGCAGUCGAUUCUCCAAGUGCAUGAAGAGGGAGAGGGAGCCCUUCUAGAGGAAGGACGUGGGCACCAAGCUGUCAAUCCUCCCCUCCCAGCGGACAUCCCUCAUCCUCAAGCUGGGAGGGAGGGUAAUGAGGACCUCCAGAGGAUGAUAUUAGAGGAGCUCAGGUUGGCUCGCCAGGCUAGGGAGAGAAGGGGAAGAGGAAGGCGUGGCAGGGGACGCAGUCGUGGCGGAAGGGGAUGGCGCGGUGGGAGGGGCGGAAGAGGCGGCGGAGGCAGCCGCCCACGUGGUUGGGUAGAAUUUUAA